This is a messenger RNA of Sinocyclocheilus rhinocerous, 1005 nucleotides long. Its product is annotated as C-type mannose receptor 2-like. The transcript has 6 exons. The record is from RefSeq and is a predicted model, not a curated record. The coding region runs from base 1 to 1005 and encodes 334 amino acids. NCBI's taxonomy places the organism in Eukaryota, Metazoa, Chordata, Actinopteri, Cypriniformes, Cyprinidae.
AUGUUGAUUUUAACAGGGCUCUUCUGGAGCAGUUCUGGUCUUUCUCGUCCGUACCACUAUAUAAAUACAGCAAUGUCGUGGCCAGAGGCUCAGAGUUACUGCAGAGAGAGAUUCACUGAUCUGGCUACUGUAGACAGCAUGGAUGAUGUGAACAGGCUGGUAAAUGUAGUGGAUGCUGGAUACAGUGGAUCAGUGUGGAUUGGACUGAAGAGGGGGAAACAGACACGCUGGGUUUGGUCUGAUGGAGAAAACACAACUUCUCAGUACUAUAACUGGGCUUCAGGACAGCCAAAUGAGGAUGGAUUUUGUACUGCUAUAUUUUACGGGGCUUGGCAUGAUGUGUUAUGUGACUUGAAUAUAUAUUUCGUGUGCUAUGGAAAUUCUGGAUACAUCUUGGUACACAGCGUAAAAACGUGGAGUGAUGCUCAGAGCUACUGCAGACAGCAUUAUACAGACCUGCCCACCAUCCACAACUCUACAGAAAAUAACCAGAUAAAUCAAAUUCUUUUAUCUGGAUAUUACAUCUGGAUUGGUCUGUUCUUGGACUCUUGGGAAUGGUCUGAUAAAUGGAGCUGCUUCUUCAGACACUGGGCAGCAGGUCAACCAUCCCAAAGUUCAGGAUCUGGUGACUGUGUUGCGAUGUCAAGAAACAACUCUGGCAGAUGGGCUCACUACAGCUGUGAUCUACAGCAGCCAUUUAUCUGCUAUGGAGAUGGCAAGAGAAAACAAAUUGUGAGAUUAAAAGUCACAUGUAAUGGAAAAUACGUAUUGAAAGAUCCUUCACUACAGACGACCAUUCUGAAUGAGAUAAGUGAAAAGCUGAAGAACAUGAGGUUGGAGAGUGACAGCAGAAUAAGCUGGAGAAAGGGGGAAGAUGGAGAGGCUCAGAGCUACUGCAAACAGAAAUACACAGAUCUGGUUUUUGUGUACAGUGAGGAGGAUCUAGACAAACUGGAAGCUUCUCGUCCUCUUUUAGCCUAUGGUUAUGCAUGGAUAGGGGGGUGA